CUCAAGGUCAGAGUCAGCAAAUCCUACUCUAAAAAUAGGCUCCAGUUUCAAAGUCGGUAAGGCUUCUUUUGUCGUCCUGCCACACUUCACAGAGUCCAGCCACCUAGAGCACCUGCCCAAGCUCACAGCUUCCUGCACGGCCCGGGCACACCACGCCAUGGACAAAACGCCAUCAGCAGGUUUGAACACUGGGAAGAAAAACGCAUACAUGGCAAUCAAAGUAGAUCCUGAUGAGGAUUACUGCACCCCAGGUGCAUUUGAAUUGGAGCGACUCUUCUGGAAAGGAUGCCCAAAGUACACUCAUGUCAAUGAAGUCUGGCCCAACCUCUACAUAGGAGAUGAGAAAACUGCAUUAGACCGCUACAGUCUUGAGAAGGCAGGCUUCACCCACAUCCUCAAUGCGGCUCAUGGUCAGAAGAACGUGGACACAGGGCCAGAAUAUUACCACGACAUGGCUGUGGAGUACCAUGGAGUGGAAGCAGAUGAUCUCCCCACUUUCAAGCUCAGCCAGUUCUUUUAUUCCGCUUCUAAAUUCAUUGAUAAUGCGCUUCAGGAUGAAAGAAACAAGGUCCUGGUUCACUGUGCUAUGGGUCGCAGCCGGUCAGCCACACUGGUCUUAGCUUACCUGAUGAUUUACAAGAACAUGACAGUGGUGGAUGCCAUUGAACAAGUAUCAAGGCACCGAUGCAUCUUGCCAAACCGGGGCUUCUUGAAGCAGCUGAGAGAACUGGACAUAGCGUUGGCACUGCAGAGGAGGAACACCAAAAACAGCCUACCAUCCAAUGAUGAUGAAACCAGCACCAUGAUCUAGUGUUGCUCCUGGCAGGAUUGUGCUACUGGAAAAGAAACUUCAUAAAAGGAGGGGAGGAAAAGGUGUAGUUAAUCACACAGUCACAAGGAUCUUUUGUUAUCUGGAAGGAAAAACAUCACAGCCAUUUCAAAUGGUGUCAGGAUGGGAAAAGAAUGGAAGCCAAAUUUAAAACGCUUGUUCUUAGGAUAUCCUAGCUUUAACAGCUCCUUGUGAGAUCAACAAAUAAAAUCUUCUCUGUAAAGGCUUUGCAGCACAAAAGCAGACACAAUUUAAACAAAACCCUAUUCUGAGUACCCCAAAAAAUCCUGAUGCUAGUCCAAGCACAUGACCUUUAAAAUAGAAGAACUAGCCAUUCCUGAAGAGCUUUUGCAGGAAAACUGAUGAGAUAGCUGCAGCACAGAUGAAGUGUUUAGUCCCAGAGUCCUGAUGGAUUUCCCAGGAGUUUGCCUUUUUAUGCUGUUUCCGGGCAUCCCCAUUUCUUCACAUAAUCUAGGGCAGCACAGUGUUUAGACAGCCUCCAGAUGAGGAUCAGCUAUCCAGUCUUCACAAUGGACUUAGCAGCACAACAUGCAAGCUAGAAACAAAGCAAGAUCCUUCAAAAGAUCAGAUGCAUAAGCAGAUACAAUGGGUAACAAUUUAAGGAGAUAUACAAGCAUGACAUUUUAGCAGUUUCAGUUUUAACUUGUUUCUCCUAAAUGCUUCAAAUGCCUGAAUUUUAAGGAAAUCCUACACAUACAUUAUCCAAGUCUAUUUACUAGGCCACACACACACACACAAAAACAAACAAACAAAAAAACC
Oxyura jamaicensis (ruddy duck) is the source of this 1609-nucleotide messenger RNA. Its product is annotated as dual specificity phosphatase DUPD1. Lineage: Eukaryota; Metazoa; Chordata; Aves; Anseriformes; Anatidae. Bases 158 to 811 code for a protein of 217 amino acids. The record is from RefSeq and is a predicted model, not a curated record. Gene Ontology annotation, cellular component: cytoplasm. The transcript is spliced from 4 exons. Gene Ontology annotation, molecular function: protein tyrosine/serine/threonine phosphatase activity; MAP kinase phosphatase activity. Gene Ontology annotation, biological process: negative regulation of MAPK cascade; protein dephosphorylation.